AUGGCCGACGCAGUCGCAACGCCGACGAAAGACAAAGGACUCUGGCGUGAUCUCGUAGCCUAUUGGUUAUUGGGUCUAUGCAACAAUUACGGUUAUGUUGUAAUGCUGACCGCGGCACAUGACAUCAUAUCAGCUUUUGAAAAUGAGGCCGAAGCAAGUAAAUAUUUGGAGUUGGCAGCGAACAGCACACAACGUCGUUGCAAUAAGAUGUCCACCAGCGCCGUAUUGUUAGCCGAUAUAAUACCAUCAUUUCUGGUGAAGUUUCUGGCACCAUUUCUGCCCUUCUGGGUCAAUGUGCGCAUGGGGCUCGCUAUCAGCUUAACGGUGUUCAGUUUCAUAACUGUCGCGCUGGCAAAAGUCGAGUGGUUGGCUUUCCUCGGCAUAAUAUUCACCUCGGCCAGUUGCGGUGUUGGCGAGAGCACGCUACUGGCCUACUCAUCCAGUUUUAAUAAAGAUGUGGUUUCAACUUGGUCUUCUGGCACUGGUGGCGCAGGCAUGAUCGGCGCUCUAAGCUAUACGCUGCUCAUUGAUUUGAAAUUGACACCACAGCAGGCAAUGUUAGUGUUCCUGUAUGUGCCCACUUUGCAAGCUUUGGCGUUUUGGUUAUUACUGCGAAAUCCAAAAGAGACGUUUGUGCGCACUGAGUCAGCCGAAUUGGUGCCACAAGAUGUGCUCACAGUAAAGGAGAAGCUAAUAUACUUCUUCAAGAAUCUGCUGCCAUUCUUUAUGCCACUCUCUUUGGUGUAUUUUGCGGAGUACUUCAUCAAUAUGGGUUUGUACGAAUUGGUGUAUUUCGAACAUAUUUUCAUACCACCGCCCACACAAUAUCGCUGGAUUAGCACUGACUAUCAAAUCGGUGUAUUUAUUUCACGCUCUUCCGUCAAUAUAAUACACUUCACGCUUAUCUGGCCCAUGGCGAUUUUACAAUGCGUCAAUGCGGUGAUCUUCACAUUGGAAGCGAUCUUCUUUUUCACACCCAGCUUUUGGUUGAUCUUGGUGUUUGUGCUGUGGGAGGGUUUGCUUGGCGGUGGCGCUUAUGUGAACACCUUCUAUCACAUGUCGAAAGUGGUGCCACCAGAGCGACGUCAAUAUGCCAUCGGCAUGGUGGCUCAAGCAGACUCGUAUGGCAUUAUAGCCGCUGGCAUGCUCGCUAUUCCCGUGCAUAAUCUAAUAUGUGAUGUUGAUGUGCGUGAGCGAAGUAGCUGGUAA
Bactrocera tryoni is the source of this 1209-nucleotide messenger RNA. RefSeq names its product battenin-like. Gene Ontology annotation, cellular component: lysosome; membrane. The record is from RefSeq and is a predicted model, not a curated record. The transcript has 5 exons. Gene Ontology annotation, biological process: lysosome organization; regulation of intracellular pH. Bases 1 to 1209 code for a protein of 402 amino acids. NCBI's taxonomy places the organism in Eukaryota, Metazoa, Arthropoda, Insecta, Diptera, Tephritidae.